AUGUAUACCGCCGGCGGGGUUGCUGCAUUCUGGGCAUUGGACAGGGAGUACAACGCGUCCGCGAUAGCGAGGAAUAUCAGGACAUUCUGGACGUGUGCGAUGAUUGCAAUAGAUUACAAGAUGUACUUCAAGCCAGAAUUGAGCGAUAGCAUACCAGCUCUCCAUCAGCUUGUAGCAGAACGAAUGUACGACUUAUUCACGUCCAAUGGCGGAUUGUACAUCAAGAUAGGACAGGCAUUCGCGAAUAACGCCGCGUUGAUGCCCCGUCCGAUGCAAGAGAAGUUCUCAAAACUAUUUGACGAUGCUCCACAGGUGCCAUAUAGUGUCGUGGAGUCUGUCUUCAAGCGCGAAUUCGGCCGACCGCCAGCAGGACCAGACGGUAUCUUCGAGAUAUUCGAAGAACAGGCCGCAGCUAGCGCGAGCAUAGCGCAAGUCCAUCGCGCUAAAUUGAAGCCCGACGAUGGUGGGAGCUGGGUCGCGGUUAAGAUUCAAAAGCCGGAAGUCAGUAAGCAGGUCGAAUGGGACUUGGGUGCAUUCAGGGCGGUCAUGUGGAUCUACGAAAAGUACCUCUUCGACAUGCCCGUCUAUUUCACUGUUGAUUUCAUCUCUGAUCACCUCCGGCGUGAGCUCGAUUUUGAGUUGGAGGCUAGAAACGCGCUCAAAACCACCGAGUUCGUGGCUUCCGAGCCGCGCCUGUCCGACAGGGUCUACAUCCCGCGCGUCUAUCCCCAUCUCUCCACGAAGAAGGUCAUGGUCGCCGAGUGGAUCGACGGCGUGCGUCUGAGCGACCGGCGUGGCAUCCGGGCCCUCAUGGGCGAGGGCGAAGGCGAGACGGACGUCCCAUUGCGCUUUGGCACGCUGCGCGGCGGCGUUGCGUCGAUUAUGCAAACGAUGGUCGAGCUCUUCAGCGCGCAGAUCUUCGAGUGGGGCUGGGUGCACUGCGACCCACACCCCGGGAACAUCAUCGUGCGCCCGCACCCGCAACACCCAACGCUCCCGCAGUUCGUCUUGCUCGACCAUGGCCUGUACGUGCGUCUCUCGCGUGACUUCCAGCAGCAGUAUGCGACACUCUGGACGGGACUCAUGACGCUCGAUUUGGACGUGGUGAAGGCCGUCGCGGGGCAGUGGGGCAUUGGCGCUCCUGAUCUGUUUGCGAGCGCGACGCUGAUGCGACCCGUCCGCUUUGCCGGGCAAGAGCAGGAGGCGCAGGAUUGGGAGGAGAUGACAGAGUAUGAGCGCAGUAUGCUCCUCAAAGAGAAGCUCAAGAGCUUCCUGACGGACACCGACAAGAUACCCAAGCCGCUCAUAUUCAUUGGGCGGAAUAUGCGGAUCGUACAAGGAAACAAUCAAUCCUUCGGCUCACCCGUGAAUCGCAUCCGCAUCACGGGCUCCUGGGCGUCGCGCUCGCUCACCUUGUCGCCGAACCUCACACUCGCACAGCGCCUGAAGGAGUACAAGAACUACUUCAAGUUCCUGCUCGCGACAUUCAUGAUCGAUCUCGCGUUUUGGGCAAACAGGGUGCGGCAGUGGAUGCGGCACAAGAUGGGGCUCACAAGCGAGGGCUUUGAGGAUGAGCUCGAGCGGAGCAUGCGGGGCUUUGCAAAGCGCAAUCUGGGGAUUGAGCUCGGGCCGGGAGUGUUUGAGGGAUAG
Laetiporus sulphureus 93-53 is the source of this 1650-nucleotide messenger RNA. Its product is annotated as ABC1-domain-containing protein. The coding region runs from base 1 to 1650 and encodes 549 amino acids. The record is from RefSeq and is a predicted model, not a curated record. The transcript has 6 exons. NCBI's taxonomy places the organism in Eukaryota, Fungi, Basidiomycota, Agaricomycetes, Polyporales, Laetiporaceae.